Aspergillus chevalieri is the source of this 792-nucleotide messenger RNA. RefSeq names its product putative MFS transporter. The coding region runs from base 1 to 792 and encodes 263 amino acids. Lineage: Eukaryota; Fungi; Ascomycota; Eurotiomycetes; Eurotiales; Aspergillaceae. The transcript has 3 exons. The record is from RefSeq and is a predicted model, not a curated record. Gene Ontology annotation, cellular component: membrane. Gene Ontology annotation, biological process: transmembrane transport. Gene Ontology annotation, molecular function: transmembrane transporter activity.
AUGUUGAUUUCCCUUCCCAACUAUCCGGCAAACACAUCAUGGCUGGAUGAAGAGGAACAAGCCUACGCCCAAUGGCGACUGAUUCAUGACGCUGGCGAGGCGGAUGACACGGGGGCCGGAAAUAUUUCAGAAGCGCUUCGAUUAGUGCUGACGGACCCACGUAUCUAUUUGUUUACCCUGUUGCAGCACACGUCGCUGUUGUCGCAGAAUUUCCAGUACUUCUUCCCGACCAUUGUGCAAACACUGGGCUACGGUAAUAUCGAGACCCUGCUCAUCACGGCCCCCGUGUGGAUCGCAACCUUCCUAGUCUCCUUGGUUGUGACAUGGACAUCAGGGAAGACCAAUGACCGCGGUAUCCACAUCAUCUUGUUGAUGCUGGUGAGCGUGGCAGGGGCCAUAAUCUGCACGGCCACCACCAACAUCGGGGCCCGAUUCUUCGCCAUGUUCUUAAUGCCCAUGGGGGCUGUUUCGGCAUACCAAAUUAUUAUCGCUUGGAUCGCCAAUUCGUUCCCUAGACCCCUGGUCAAACGCUCCGCAGCCAUCGCCAUAGCCAACAUGCUAGGUAACACAGCGUCUAUCUAUGGCAGUUACAUGUGGCCGUCAUCCUCGGGGCCGCGGUACAUUCCAGGAGGAAGUGCUACAGCGGGCGUGGCUUUGCUGGUGGCCGUGUUGGCAACGGUGAUUCGGAUGGUGCAUGCCAGGAUGAACCUUCAGUUGCAGGAGCAGGAGGAGUCCAAUGAAAGUGGAGAGAACACGCCGCAGCAUCCGGUCGGAUUUCGGUACAUCCUGUAG